AUGCCAUUGAACUGGUCUGACCCACUCGCAGACCGAACGUUUGCGAAGCCUCGAGAGCAAGAUGGACCUGAUGCUUAUUAUCCGCCCUCCCAUCAGGUUGCUGCAGCUGUGGCACCUGUGCCUGAACGGCCUUGGUCUGUUCCACCCGCACAUGAAGCAUCGCCGCAGAGUCCAAGUUCUUACCCUCCGCCAGAGGUACUGAAUGACUUAUUGAUCCAAUACGAGCAGCGUUGCAAUCAUCAGCCCCUGCCGCUGUUUUCACCCGGUUUUGCUUCCCACUUCUCGCGCACAUACGAAUCCCGUGACGACGAACUCGUGAGCGCUCUUCUUGCCACUGCAUUCCGCCUUGUUCACGAGCAUGACCAUGUCAUUGCUGCUGAAGCCUCUGCUACUUAUGCUGCGAGAACUAAUGAUUUGAUCACCAAGCGUUUGAACAACGGUGGAGUCAGUCUGGCAACCAUCCAGGCUCUGUGCUUGCUUUCGUUCUGGGAGUUUACUGGUAAUUCCCCCACCGUCGCCCUUCUAUUUCACCUGCUUAACCUGGUAGCUGGGCAGAAAGAUCGUUCCUGGCUCCAUUUGAAUAUCACCCUCAGUCUUGCACAAGAGUCGGGGCUCACGAAAGAGCCGGAUUGGGACAUCGACUCGCCGGAGCUCGAAGAGCGUCGACGGUGUGCUUGGUCAUUAUAUGUUCUCAGCUGCACGCUCGGACUGGAGCCGCCGCUUCCUGUUUUCACUUGUCGCUUUCCCGGAGCCAUUCGCCCGCAGCGUGACGGUUCGCCGCAAACUUCAACGCAAGACACGGAGAUAAUAUUGGCAAACAGCAUCAAGCUGUACGAAAUUUGGGGCCGAGUGCAGAACUUUGCUGCCCAGUCCGGCGCCGAAGCUGGCAAGAGCCUAUGGACAGGAGAUUCUGAAUACGGCUCCAUAGUCUCCGCAUUGAUGGAUUACGAGUCUCAGUUCCCGGAUGAACAUCGCUUCUCGGAGCAGACCGCUGGCGCAUUCAGCAAUAAUCCGGCAUACUGGGCUCCCUGGUUCUCCAUCCAAUUCAUGUACCACGCCAUACUCUGCGUAUUGAACCAUCCUUUCCUCUUGUCUGUCAGGCUGGAUCCUAUCAAGGACAGCACCCCCCGAACUUUUCGGCAAAGUACCUCGGACCAGGUAAAGCUGCACUCCUACUGGGCCUUCCGUUUCAUCACAGUCGCGAGGGAAUUUGACUACGCUAUAACAGAUCCUUACAUUGCAUACGCUAUCACAGUAGCAGCAACCAUCUUUGACCAUUACCGACUAUCUGGAGAGACUCAGGCCAGGAGAGAUGCGCAAGACAAGUUUAUCAAGUGCAUGGCCUUCGUUCGAAAGGUUGGGAGGAUUUGGCCAAUAGCCGCAAACAUGGCACAAUUGUUGCAAAGCCUCGAGCGGACCACUACUGCCCAAAUCCAAACUGAUACUAACUACUCUCGCGAGAGAAUUGAGAUUCUAUGGACUCUCCUCAGCUACAGCGCCGUGAGCGCGUCAUGCUCUGAGUCCGUACCCUCGCUAUUCAGCGAAUCUCUGCUGCCCCAGCAUGCAAGACGUUCUUCCAAGCUUGUGGACAUGCCUGCGUACCAAUCCAUUCCAGCCUGCCUGCCCUCGCUCAGCCGGGCAACAUCAGGCGCUUUGGAAAUGCAGACUCAGGGCAACCAAGCUCAGCUUACCGCCGACCCGCACGGUGGCUCAAACACACCGCUCGCGCCCGAGAUCCGGCAAUUCGAACAGUCUCUCCAAACUACACUUCUUGACGACGUCUUGGGAGCAUCGUUCGAGUGGUGGGAUCAAGGAAACCUCUGA
Molecule: messenger RNA, 1824 nt
Organism: Diplodia corticola
Lineage: Eukaryota; Fungi; Ascomycota; Dothideomycetes; Botryosphaeriales; Botryosphaeriaceae
Product: c6 transcription
Exons: 4
Coding region: 1-1824 (607 amino acids)
Biological process (GO): DNA-templated transcription
Cellular component (GO): nucleus
Molecular function (GO): DNA binding; zinc ion binding
Source: RefSeq, a predicted model, not a curated record